Messenger RNA from Dunckerocampus dactyliophorus (ringed pipefish), 4122 nucleotides. RefSeq names its product mannosidase, alpha, class 2B, member 1 (gene man2b1). The coding region runs from base 26 to 2971 and encodes 981 amino acids. Gene Ontology annotation, biological process: mannose metabolic process. Gene Ontology annotation, cellular component: lysosome. The transcript is spliced from 23 exons. The record is from RefSeq and is a predicted model, not a curated record. Gene Ontology annotation, molecular function: carbohydrate binding; alpha-mannosidase activity. NCBI's taxonomy places the organism in Eukaryota, Metazoa, Chordata, Actinopteri, Syngnathiformes, Syngnathidae.
UGUGACUCCUGCUGUCAUUUCCAACAUGGCAGCCGGCGCUGUGGGGCUGAUUCUGCUCAUUUUCCUCAGUGAAAGUUUAAGUUUGCCUGUCGGCCGCCAGGAAGAGUCCGUGUGUGGUUACCAGUCGUGUCACGCGACCAAGCCCGGCAUGUUGAACGUCCACUUGGUCCCACACACGCACGAUGACGUCGGCUGGCUCAAGACGGUGGACCAAUACUUUUAUGGAGACCGUAAUGACAUCCAACAUGCGGGGGUGCAGUACAUUCUGGACUCUGUGGUGGAUCAGCUGCUGAAGAAUCCCGACCGCAGGUUCAUUUACGUGGAGACGGCCUUCUUCUACCGCUGGUGGAGCCAACAGAGCUCCAGCAUGCAGGAGACGGUCAAACAGCUUGUCAAUGAAGGCCGUCUGGAGUUUGUCAAUGGCGGCUGGUGUAUGAGCGACGAGGCCACCACCCACUACAGCGCAGUUAUCGACCAGAUGACCAUGGGCCUCAGGUUCCUCAACGAGACGUUUGGACCUUGUGGACGUCCCCGGGUCGCCUGGCACAUUGACCCGUUUGGACACGCCCGUGAGCACGCCUCCAUGUUUGCACAGAUGGGCUACGAUGGCUUUUUCUUUGGUCGCGUGGACUACCAGGACCGGCGUCAGCGGAUGCUGGCAAAGGAGCAGGAGCUUCUGUGGAGGGCUUCUGACAGCCUCGCCCCACCGCUGGCUGACCUCUUCACUGGCAUCCUUCCUAAUGGGUAUAACCCCCCUGACGGCUUCUGCUGGGAUCAGUCAUGUGACGACCCACCAAUCAGAGAUGACCCGAAGCUGGAGGACUACAACGUUGAAGACGUGGUUGAACGCUUCCUCAAUAUUGCAAACAGCCAAGCGCUGGUGUACAAGACGGAUCACAUCAUCAUGACCAUGGGCUCAGACUUCCAGUACGAGAACGCCAACCUGUGGUACAAGAACCUGGACAAGCUGAUCCACUACGUCAACGCUCGACAGUCCAACGGAAGUCGAGUCAACCUGCUUUACUCCACGCCUUCGUGUUACCUUCAAGAGCUGCACAGAGCCAACCUCUCCUGGGUUCUGAAGACGGACGACUUCUUCCCCUAUGCUGAUGACGCUCACGACUUCUGGACCGGCUACUUCAGCAGCAGGCCUGCGUUGAAACGCUAUGAGAGGCUCAGCAACAGCAAUCUGCAGACUUGUAACCAGCUGGAGGUUCUGGGUGGACCAGCCUCCAGGAGGGGACACUUUGGCAAGGGGGACAGUCGCACCUUAAAGAGCGCCAUGGCGGUGGCCCAGCACCAUGAUGCCGUCUCGGGCACCGAGAAGCAACACGUCGCAAACGACUACGCCAGGAGGCUCGCCAACGGGUGGCAACAUUGUCAAGUUCUGGUCAGCAACAGUCUGGCUGUCCUCAGCGGCUCAACGGCCGAGCGGGUCUACUGCAACGACCUCAACAUCAGCGUGUGUUCUCUCACAGAGUCCAGCAAGAAGUUCUCCAUCAACGUGUUCAACCCCCUGGCUCGUCCCAUCACCUGGCCCGUCAGGCUUCCUGUUAACGGGACUGCGUACGUGGUGUCUGAUGCUCAGGGAAAGACUGUGGACUGUGAGGUGGUUCCGGUGUCUCAAGCCACGCGGAAUGUGAGGAGGAGCCGCGGCUUUGCUGUGAACGAGCUCCUCUUCCAGGUGCAAGCCCCUCCACUGGGCUUCAGCACUUACUUUGUGUCCUUGCUUCAAGACGGUUCUCCACCAGUCUUUAAGUGGUACCGCGGACCCAAAUCCAUCUGGAACAAGUAUCUACAAGUGACAUUCGACCCAGACACCGGCCUGCUGAGUGGCCUGGCCAACUUGGAGACCAAACAGAACAUCAGGCUGGCGCAGAACUUCUACUGGUACAACGCCAGCGAUGGCAACAACACAGCGAGCAACCAGCCGUCAGGAGCUUACAUCUUUAGACCCAACUCCUCCACGCCGUUUGUCAUCAGCAAGACCGUCAAGACGACGUCAGUGAUGCAGGAAGUGAGGCAAUGGUUCGCUCCCUGGGUGUCGCAGGUGGUUCGUCUCCAUGCCGACAGUCGGGUUCUGGAGCUGGAGUGGACUGUGGGCCCCAUUCCCAUUGACGACGACCUGGGCAAGGAGGUGAUCACUCGAUUAGACACGGACAUCAAGUCUUCAGGGAUCUUCUACACAGACUCCAAUGGAAGAGAGGUUCUGCAGAGGAAGAAAGACUUCCGGCCCACUUGGCACCUGAGGCAGUCGGAGCCCAUUGCCGGGAACUACUACCCCAUCAACUCUCGUGCCUUCAUUAAGGAUGAUGAGGACCAACUCACUGUGGUGACAGAUCGCUCCCAAGGUGGCGGAAGCAUCCAGAACGGCUCUCUGGAGAUCAUGCUCCACCGCCGUCUUUUGUACGACGACGUUCGCGGAGUCGCCGAGCCCCUUAACGAGACCUCUCACAUCUUCCCGGACGGUCUUGUGGUCCGAGGGCGUCUCCUGAUCUCCCUCGACCGCCCGGCCACCGCAGCAGACACGCACCGCCCCGUAGCGCAGGGGAUGGUACUGCAGCCCCUGCUUACGUUCACCGAAGGAGACCUGCACCCGAACACUCGACUGGAGUUCUCAGGACUUCAGGCUGCGCUGCCCCCUGCUGUCCACUUGCUGACGCUGAGUCAGUGGGACGAGCAGCUGGUACUGCUGAGGCUGGAGCAUCAGUUUCAGAGCUGGGAGAGCAAAGUCAACUCGCAGCCGGUCACCAUCAACCUGCAGAAGCUCUUUUCCACUCUGGAGGUUCUGGGUGUGUCCGAGUUGAACCUGUCAGCCAAUCAGUGGAAAGAUGAGAUGACGCGUUUUGAUUGGACACCACAGACAGGCGAGAAGCCACUGAAGAAAAAGCUUGAGGACGCUUCCCCGUGGGAGGUCACCUUAACACCAAUGGAGAUCCGAACCUUCCUGCUCAGAGUGGAUCUCAGAUAAUCCCAGAUGAAACGCUCUGGUUGCAUCAGGAUGGGUGUUUCUUUCAAAUCCUUUGACCUCCAUCUUGUGUGUUAGCAAUGGGCAGCUGUAUUGUCACAUCCACUCUGGGACCUCAAAUCCACCACCUUCGUUGUGCCUUUGGAGAUGACAAACACCACACCAUCACAAAACCAUGAGCCAAGAUUCUCUCUGCACAAAUAAAUGCUUUUAUAUUGAUUAAUGAAAUCAAUAAUUCCAACUUUGCAAAUUCCUCCUUCUCUCAUAGUAUAUCAGUGGGUUACUUUGAUUUUUGAAGAGAAUGAUAUUAACUCACAGAACACUUCACUGGGUACACAAUCCAGCAUAAUCCAAUACAGUAGAUCUGUACAAAUGGCACAAAAAAUCAAAUAAUGGACACACCAAUAAAAAGCCCUAUUUCUUCUACUCUACACCCCAUAAUAUGCGUCGCAAUUAGUCGUCAUUUUAAAUCGAGCAUUACACAAAUAAUUACAGGCACACAGUAUUGUACUCACAAAACAGCAGUUACACAACAUCAAAUCUUGUCAAAGCAUCUUCCUGCUGGAAAAUGUUGAGUGAAUUGACUUGUCAGACAGCACCCUCUGCUGGUUCACCGCUGUAGCACUCUUUCUCCCACAGAUAGUGCCAUCAAAGCACUUCCUACUACUGAAAAUAAAUGUCGACAUAUGUACAAAGAGUAAGUGUAGUCAGAAGUGAUCAUUAUGUUUGUCAAGGCUAAAUUUUUGUAUAGAAUCUUUAAUAGCGCAAGUACGCACAGGGCCGCCUCUCCCUACACGCAGAAGACGCACUGUGCAUCAAGCCCCACAAUGCACGAGGGAUCCCAUUUUGCACAAUGGGGCGCAUUCGCUGUGCAGAGGAUGCGUGACAGCUCACGGCAGAAAAGAAAAGGGCAGAAUUCACUCACCUGUCACUCCCUGGUGUUGUAAUGGUACAAGCUGAUACCUUUGAUGGCAGAGGGCAUGGGUUCACUCACUGCCAUGGACAGUUAUUUUGAAAUAUUCUGUUAAUUUGUUAUUUUGCAGUAAUAAGAAUGUAUGAAACAACACAAGUAUUUGUAUUAGUACAUGCAUCUCAAUAAAUUUAGGUUCAAGUCAAUCUCAUUAAGCGUUUAAAUAAUUCAAAAUAAUUUACAC